AAUACACACAUCUAGAUGUCUCAAUUUCUGUAGCAAGUAUUCCCGGAGGGAGUACUCAACAAGUCAAGCUGACCGUUUCUUGGAUCAUGGUGUCAAAUAUGUCCCUGUUAACGUUACUUUCCGACUUAAAUACUAGUCCAUAUCUGCAUUUCUCACUUCAUCAGCUUGCUCCUAGCAGUACUACUUGUCUUCUUCACCUGUUGUUUGUCUGUGCUUACCUUCUCCACCUUACAGGUUCCUCGUUCAGCUCUUUUGUGCGUGCCAUACUGCGUCCCCCACAAUAGCUGCCGACGACCUAACCUGCCUGCCUACCACCACGCGCGCGCGCAAGCACAAACCCUACAGCUCAAAGCCAUGGACGCGCCGCGGCCACGGUCGCCUCCUCCUCUGUUCAUGCCAACCACGCCUCCCCCAGCCCCACCGCCACCGCCACCGCUAUCCUCCUCGCCCUCCCCCGACUUCUCCUUCUCCUUCCCUCCUUUCCCUCCAUCGCCUCCACCUUCUCACGUCCACCUCCGCGUCCUUCCGCUUCCGGCCGCCGCCGACAUGUCCAGGACACCCCUCGGCCGCGUCGGCAGCGACAUCAGCCACAACAACUACGCCAAAGCCAACCACCGUCAAGCCACGAGCCACAGCAGCUGCAGCAGCGAUGACAGGGACCGGGCCAAGGCCAGGGCGUCGCCUUUCUUCCCCGGCCUCGGCGGCGCGUGGAGACCAGGCGAGGGCAGAGACGACACGGCCGGCAAGGCCGAGGAGGACAGGAAGAAGGUGAAGGGGAAGAGAGGGCCGCUGGAGGUGGGCCAGCGGGUGAAGAAGUACAUGGCGUCCCUGGUGGAGCAGCUGCUCGCCUCCUUCUCCCGGCACGGCGAGCGGGACAGGCGGGGCCAGCGGCGGAGGCCGCACACGUUCUCGGUGAACGGGCCGGGCGCCGCCGCGACGAUGGAGCGGGAGCGGUGGAGGCAGAGGCGCGGGCAUCUGUCGUCGGCGCCGGCGUCGCUGCGCGCGUCUCCGGUGAACAGCGGCCACCUGUCGGUGGGCGGGUCGCUGGUGAAGGUGUCGACGUCGUCGGAGGAGAGCACGAUGGAGGAGCUGCAGAGCGCCAUCCAGGCCGCCAUCGCGCACUGCAAGAACUCCAUCGCCGUGGCCAAGCAGUAGUACGUAGACUAGACUGCCGGGGCCGGCCGGGGCACAGGCAGGCUAGUGUAAAUGGUAGGGUAGUGGCGUGGCGUGGCGUGCGUCGCUGCACGCUCCCGACGAGAUCGCCAUGCGUGCGUAUUGCUUCCGUAUCACAACACAAGUCCUCGGUGGACAGGUCGCGGAUGCGAACUUCACUCUGUUCCACUUCCAUCUCAGAUUUUCUUGCUUGCGACUGCAAAGAUGUAAACAAUAUUACUAUGGAAAAUAGCCAAAAUAGGUAGUGAGCAUUUUUUUUCGUGUGCGAGCAAAAUAGGUAGUGAGCAUGUACUAUGUCUUUGCAAGAUUUUUCUCGCUUAUACUU
Molecule: messenger RNA, 1498 nt
Organism: Triticum aestivum (bread wheat)
Lineage: Eukaryota; Viridiplantae; Streptophyta; Magnoliopsida; Poales; Poaceae
Product: probable BRI1 kinase inhibitor 1
Exons: 1
Coding region: 355-1155 (266 amino acids)
Cellular component (GO): plasma membrane
Molecular function (GO): kinase inhibitor activity
Source: RefSeq, a predicted model, not a curated record